Messenger RNA from Ipomoea nil (Japanese morning glory), 2406 nucleotides. RefSeq lists its product as uncharacterized. NCBI's taxonomy places the organism in Eukaryota, Viridiplantae, Streptophyta, Magnoliopsida, Solanales, Convolvulaceae. Bases 1 to 2406 code for a protein of 801 amino acids. The transcript is spliced from 2 exons. Gene Ontology annotation, molecular function: nucleic acid binding; RNA-DNA hybrid ribonuclease activity. The record is from RefSeq and is a predicted model, not a curated record.
AUGGCCAAAAUGAUUGCGAAUAGGAUGAAGCCGUUUAUGGAUACUAUUAUUUCAGAAUCUCAAAGUGCAUUCAUUCCGGACAGGUUGAUAACUGAUAAUAUCUUAAUUGCUGCUGAGGUGGGUCAUUUUCUGAAUAGAAAGCAGUGUGGAAAGGCAGGUUGGGGAGCCCUAAAGCUGGAUAUGGUAAAAGCAUAUGACAAGAUGGAAUGGACUUUCUUGAAACAGAUGAUGAGAGCGCUAGGCUUUGCGGAGAGAUGGGUAAAUUUGAUCAUGUUGUGUGUUACUACUGUUUCAUAUAACAUUCUUAUAAAUGGUGCAGUUGGAGGGGUUGUGGUACCUACACGAGGCCUCAGACAAGGAGAUCCUCUGUCUCCUUAUCUGUUUAUUAUUUGCGCAGAAGGGCUGUCUAUGAUGUUGCAGCAGGCACAGUCUUUGGGCGCUAUCCACGGCUGUAGAGUAGCAAGAGGAGCUCCGGCUAUUUCCCACUUAUUUUUUGCAGAUGAUAGCCUUUUAUUCUUUAAGAUAAAUGCCCAGGAGGGGAGUGCAAUUAAGCGUUGUUUGGAGCACUAUGAGAAGCUGUCUGGCCAGUCCAUAAAUUAUCAUAAGUCCAGUAUUUGCUUUAGUAAAAAUACGACAGAGGAGAUAAGGGAGGAAGUGGGCGCGGUUUUGGGGGUUGCCCAGGCGGUUGAUUUCGGAAAAUAUUUGGGGCUGCCGUCGUUUAUUGGAAGGAAUAAGAAACAGGUUUUUGCUUUCAUUGAGGAAAAAAUUCGGCAAAGGGUGGGAUCAUGGAAUAAGAAGUUAUUGUCACAAGCAGGCAAGGAGAUUCUGUUGAAAACGAGGACAAUGAAUAGGUACUAUUGGAAUAAGGGGGGCGCAGGUGGAGGAGGAAUUCAUUGGAUGGCUUGGGAUCGUCUCAGUAAGCCGAAAACUGCUGGGGGCCUAGGUUUUAAGGAUCUAAAGGCUUUUAACCUAGCAAUGUUGGGGAAGAAGGCAUGGCGUUUCCUUACAAAACCAGAGUCUUUAGUUGCAAAAGUAUAUAAAGCAAGGUACUUUCCUAAGACUAAUUUUAUAGAUGCCACUGUGGGAAAUAGCCCUAGCUAUUGUUGGAGAAAUAUUAUGGCUGCCCAUGGCCUAGUAUGUGGAGGGAUAAGGAGGAGGAUUGGGAAUGGAGAGACAAUAAUGAUAGGGAAGGAUCCUUGGCUUUUGGACUUGGAUUAUAAGAUUCAUACUGGUUUGCCACAUAAUAUUUAUGAGUCAGGGGUGUCAGGUUUGAUUGACCAGGAUACUCGUUCAUGGGACCUGGAUAUCUUAAAUGAUAUUUUUGACCCACAUGAUGUAAAUCGUAUUCGCAGGGUGCCUGUUUGCCCGGAUUAUGAGGAUUCGUGGUAUUGGUAUAAGGAGCAAAAUGGAUCAUAUUCUAUCAAAAGCGCGUACCGAUCGGUUGUGGGAGAAAUACAAAAUAAUACUGGCUUUGACAAAUGGACAGCAUUAUGGAAAUUGGAUGUGCCACCAAGGUGGAAAACCUUCUUAUGGAGAGCGUUAAGUGGUAUCUUGCCAACCACAACAGCCUUGGCUAAUAAGAGAGUUUAUGUGAACCUAGCAUGCCCUAUGUGUCUAGACUUUAAUGAGGAUGUUAUGCAUUGUUUGUUAGAAUGCCAAUAUGCUUGUCGUGUGUGGAAUGAGUCCUGUCUUGCUAUAACCCCUGUGUUUGGUGGAUCGUUUGUUGAGUGGUUUCAGAAUGCAAUGACUGUGCUAACGAUGGAUAUUCUUAUUCAAGUUGUUGCAGUCUUCUAUCAUCUAUGGAAUGCACGAAACACGGCGGUAUGGGAGGAGUGCAUGUGGACACCGAGACGUUUGUGGUCUUGCGCCAAGGCUGCUCUUACGGCCUGGACCACUGCUCGGCCAUGGACAGCAGCAUCGGUACAGCAGCAACAUCACGACGUCACACCAGGAGGUCCGCAAUGUUACGUCGAUGCGGCUUGGAAUCCAGCGACACGAAUUGCAGCGUAUGGCGCGGUAAUUGUGGACGGGCAGAAGGCCUUUGUGGCAGCAACAAGUGGCCAGCUGCCGUUUUGUGAGAAUGCUAUCACGGCAGAGGCGCUGGCUUGUAAGGAGGCGUUGUCUUGGUUAAAGGAUCGGCAUGAAACAGAGGUUACCCUAUUCACAGAUUUUUCGGUCUUACAAUCCUAUCUAUCCAGAGUUGGCUCGCAACCUAGAUCAUAUGUUGGAAUUGUUGUCCAUGAGUGUUGGGUGAUUAUGACACAGCUUCCAACAUGUCAGUUACGUUUUAUUCCUAGACAUUUAAACAUUAUUGCUCAUACUCUAGCUUCAAAGGUCUCUGACCAGGAUAUUACUAUGUUUUGGGACGAUGUCCCUCCUAAUUUUAUUAUUUCACAUUUCCAGUAA